Messenger RNA from Dermacentor albipictus, 3448 nucleotides. The record is from RefSeq and is a predicted model, not a curated record. NCBI's taxonomy places the organism in Eukaryota, Metazoa, Arthropoda, Arachnida, Ixodida, Ixodidae.
UGCUGCUGGAGGCGGGCGGCCCGGAGGACACGGUGACCGACGUGCCCUUCUUCACCACCGUCAGCCAGGGCUCGGACAUUGACUGGGCGUUCUACACCGAGACGCAGGGGAACUGCGCAUUCGCCACCGUCAAGCAGAGAGAUCUUUGGAUCCAGGGCAAGGUUCUGGGAGGCGGCAGCGUGCUGAACUACAUGAUCUACAACCGAGGCAACCGACGCGACUAUGACAAUUGGGCGAAAGGGGGCGCCACGGGAUGGUCAUAUGAUGAAGUGCUGCCGUACUUUAAGAAGUCCGAGGACAACACAAACAGAAGCCUCGCAGAAGAAGGCUAUCACGGCUACGGUGGAGAGCUCACUGUCAGCUCUACACCGUUUCAGACACCAGCUCUACAUGCUUUUCUCAAGGCCGGUAAGGAGCUUGGCUACGAGGUCAAUGACCACAACGGAGCUCGGCAAACAGGCUUCAUGGCUAACCAGUUCACCGUGCGGGGUAAAGAGCGCUGGUCGACGUCGAAGGCGUUUGUGUUGCCCAUCUCGGGCAAGAAGGGACGCAAAAACCUCCACGUGUCGAUCUUCUCCAAGGUCACAAAGAUCCUGUUCGACGGAAUGCGAGCGGUGGGCGUCACCUUCAAGAAGAACCAGCGCAAGCACACUGUUCGCGCAGCCAAGGAAAUUAUCAUAUCUGCAGGGGUCAUCAACUCACCCAAGCUGCUCAUGCUGUCGGGCGUUGGACCAAAGAAGCACCUCGAAGAGAUGAACAUUCCCAUGGUGGCGGAUCUUCCGGUUGGCGAGAAUUUGCAGGACCAUGCCUUGGCCGCUGGAUCGCUGGUGCAUCUGAACGAGAGCCUCGGCGAGGGAUUCACCGGUAUUAGGGGCGCAAUCGAGUACUACCGGUACAACACGGGACCUUGGACCCUACCAGGCGGCAUCGAGGGCAUAGCUUUCUACAAGACCAAGUACGCUGACCAGAACGACGACUUCCCCGACAUCGAGAUAAUGCUCAACACGGGUCCACCAGCUUCCAGCUACACCGAGCCUUUCCUCAUCGGCUUGGGGCUUAAGCAGGAGGUUUACGACAAGUACAUCUUGCCGCACCGCGGGGAGCCAGCAAUCAACAUGAUCCCCUUUGUGACGCGGCCAAAGUCGAGAGGAUACGUCAAGUUGCGCUCCACGGAUCCUGAGGAUCCCCCGAUUAUCGUCUCCGGCUACUACACGCACCCCGACGACGUCAAGGUCAUUGUCGAAGGUCUCAAGUUCGUUCACAACAUCACAAGGACGAAGGCGUUCGCAGAGAUAGGCGGCCGCGUGUGGAGCGAGGUGUUUCCCGGCUGCGAGGAGCACGAGCAAUACAGCGACGAGUACUGGGCCUGCCUGGCGCUGGCAUUCCCAAAGACGGCGUACCAUCCAGCCGGAACCUGCCGAAUGGGCAGCGACCAUCGGGCAGUGAUCGAUCCCAAGAUGAGGGUUCGCGGGGGCGUCACCAACCUGCGCGUUGUGGAUACGUCGGCCAUUCCGGAGAUGAUCACUGGCCACUUGAACGCGCCGGUUAUCAUGAUGGCUGAAAAGGCGGCCGACAUGAUCCUCGAGGACAACGGGAACGUGGUUCCGGACUCCCCGAGGCUCAACUACCGCGUCCGAGGACCCUCCUCCAAAGGAUCGCAACAAGGAGGCCACUCGGCUGCUCCGGCGUCGACGCAGCCAGCCUCGUGGCCGCUGCUCAGGGCCAUGGUGCCGGUCUUGCUCGCGUGCUUGGCGGUUUCGUGACGCUCCGCUUCGGUGCUGUUGGCGUUGUAGCUAGGAAAUAUUAUGGCGCGAAUAUUGCCUAAUGCCUUUGACCGAAGACAUGAUGGCUGUGCUUUAGCUCUCUCUCUCUCUUAGCCACAUUUCACAACCGUGAAUAUGCCUCGCUAGGCGCGUAGGUGACGAUGCCAUUUUUUCUGCACUGGAGUAGCGCAUAAACUUUGGGGGGUUUCGUGGGGCAACUGUUAGCUUGCUGCAGCGUGAAAACAAUAAUAAUAAAUUGAAUUGUACUCAUGAGAACGAUUGUGGCCUGUGAAAACAUUUUAUUAAAAAUACUUAUACCACUGUACUGAGAGUUGGCUAACACAAAAAACACUAAACCAGAGACAAGCGCUUGUUCGUUUGGUUUAUGUGGACUUUUAUUCUAGUUUGCUAUUGAUUAAUGAAAGUUUGGCGGGAAGAGCAAUAACGUAAUGAACCGAAAGUUGCUCUAAUGCUCGAGUGCUUCAAGCUGUGUGCUCUAAGAAUAAUAUGGUAGCUGGCCUUCAAUAGUUGUGCAGAUAAUCACCUAAAACCACUCUAAAGAUUGCAAAGCACAUGGUUCAAUAGCAAUGUUCAUGCAUACCUACAUCGUCCUGCAUCACCAUUAAAAACAUCAUUAAUAAACGUCCUCUAUUUUGAGAGGAUUCUAAGUUAGGUUAGUUUCGCUUUUAUUUUUUAGGAAGUCGAUUGCCUCGCCAGUAAAUAUGCAGUAAUGCCAAUGUUGUUGCAUAGGGCAAAGCUGGUGCAUGGUAAGAAAGUUCAGUUUACGCUGACAGUGAAUAAUCGUUUUUUUUUUCUCUCCAUGUCGGGUAACUCAAGUCCCAGACAGGAAAUGAGUGGAAUAAUGAUGCAGAGAAGGUUCGGUGUAUGCCGAGUCCAAUUAAAUAAACGCGCCUCUCUAACCGAAUUGCCAAUUUUUCGUAAAUUUGCUACCAGCAUGAAUCGAAGGCACACCCUGUACACUGCAAGGGGGUUUCGCUAGUGAAAUUGUGCUGACUGCGGGCUCGAAAGGACUUUGAGUGGCACCGGCAUUGUGAUGGUAGGAGUACGAGUUCCUUUCAUCGCCGACGAAUGUGUCCGCAAUAUCAAACACAUGUUCUUAGCGAUGCCACCACUGGUAGCAUUAUGUUAAUUUCAUAAUCAAAAUUGUUCCUAGUUUGUCAAGCACCUUUAACUAUUUAAGGUUAACAGCAAUGUACACACUACCAUUUUCGCGAAAUCAAGCACUAAACAUCUCCUGCAGAGCUUUUGAAUCUAUUCUACGACGCUGUAUGCCAACAAAACAUGCACUUCACAUGAAUACAGAUUGUGUUUAUGUCUUAGAAGUCAUAAAUAAAUAGAAAAUGAUUGUUGCGACAUGGCUAAUGGCUGUAUUCCCAUGUUACAAUAACGUGUGCACCAGAUCUCAAGCUCUUUGGCAUGUGACGAUUUACGCGUACUGUCGCUCAAAUUCCUUGGUGAAAAAUGACUUGAAUGACUGCUGCCGAAUUGUCUAGACGUUGGAAGCAUGGAAAUAUAUGCGAGGAUUUAUGAGCCGUUAUACAGGAGAAACUAUGCUCAAACGCACACAGCCUUGCGUUGUGUGUUUCUUAUGUUUGUUUUUACCUUUUCGCAAAUGGAAAGCGUGUUCAAUUGUAUUGAAUAAACUGGCCAUUUUCAUUGCUCAA